Messenger RNA from Aureococcus anophagefferens, 1356 nucleotides. RefSeq lists its product as hypothetical. The record is from RefSeq and is a predicted model, not a curated record. The coding region runs from base 1 to 1356 and encodes 451 amino acids. NCBI's taxonomy places the organism in Eukaryota, Pelagophyceae, Pelagomonadales, Pelagomonadaceae. Gene Ontology annotation, molecular function: amino acid transmembrane transporter activity. The transcript has a single exon. Gene Ontology annotation, biological process: amino acid transmembrane transport.
AUGGCGCGCCUCCUCCUCCUCGGCCUCCUGUGCGCCGUCGCCGAUGGCAGGCUCGCGCCGCCGUCGUCGCGGUCGCUGGCGCCGGCGCCGACGAAGCGCGGCGCGCCGCUCGGUACGCGCGGCGGCGUCGCCGGCACCAUGAGCGAGGGCGCGGCGACCGUGUCCCUCUUCAAGACCAUCGUCGGCGGCGGCAUCCUCGCGCUGCCCGCGGGCAUGGCCGCGGGCACGGGCACGGGCGUCGCGCCGGCCGUGGCCAUCGUCGCCUUGCACGCCGCUCUAUCGGCCUACACGUACUCGCUCGUCGGCCGCGCCGUCGCCAAGACGGGCGCGGCGAACUUCGGCGAGCUCUGGGACGCCUGCUUCUCGCCGAAAACGUCCUGGGUCAUCGACGUCAUGAUCAUGGGCGUCGCCGGCGGCGCGUGCCUCACCUACGGCUGCUUCCUCGGCGAUUUGCUCGCGCAGCUCUCCGGCGGCGCCGUCGGCCGCACGGCGGCCAUCGUCGGCCUCGCCUGCUUCCCCAUCGCGCCCCUGGCGCUCCUGAAGAACCUGUCGGCGCUCAAGCACAGCUCCAUGGCCGGGCUCGCGGCCAUCGCCGUGUCCGCGUACGUCGUCGUCAAGCGCGCCGUCGACGGCACCUACGGCGCGCCGGCGGCCCGGUUCGGGUCCUGGCUCGCGGGCGCCGGCGACCCCCUCGCCCAGGUCUCGAGCACCCGCCUCUGCGUGGGCACGUGCGUGCUCUUCAACAUGCUGUCGACGGCGUUCAUGUGCCACACGAACGCCGUCCGCGCGUACAACGAGCUCGAGCGCAAGGACCGCCACGCGGCCGUCGCGCUCAAGGCCUUCGGCCUCGCGGCGCUGCUCUACGGCGCCGUCAUGCUCGCGGGCUACGCGACCUUCGGCGGCGCCUGCAAGGGGUUGAUUCUGUCGAACUACGACGGCUCCGACCCGCUCGCGCUCGUGACGCGCGUCGCGACGCUCGUGUCGCUCCUGUCGUCCCACCCGCUCCUCUUCACGUCCUUCCGCGACGCGACCUUCUCGCUCUUCAAGGCGACGGUGGACCCGCUCCUCGCGAAGAACCCGGCGAACUGGAACUGGCUCACGCUGCUGCUGUUGGCCGUGCCGACGUCGCUCGCGAUCGUGCUGCCGGACGUGGGCUUCGUCGUGUCCCUCAUGGGCGCGUCCCUGGGCGCGGGCCUCAUCAUCGUCAUCCCGGGCCUCUUCGGCACGUCGCUGGGCCUCGCGAACUCCGCCGUCGAGGCGCGCGUCAUGAAGCUCGUCACCUACUUCGGCGUCGGCAUCGGCAUCUUCGGCACGGUCGUCACCUGCCUCGAGACGUACACGGACCUCCUCAACUAG